This is a messenger RNA of Babesia bigemina, 564 nucleotides long. RefSeq lists its product as hypothetical. The transcript has 2 exons. The coding region runs from base 1 to 564 and encodes 187 amino acids. NCBI's taxonomy places the organism in Eukaryota, Apicomplexa, Aconoidasida, Piroplasmida, Babesiidae. The record is from RefSeq and is a predicted model, not a curated record.
AUGGCGACGGAGAAGCGUGAUUCCUUCACCGAUGCAGAACGGGCUGCUUUCGAAUGGUCCCGCAAUAGGAAUAGAAGUGGACGUGAUCAACGGAGGUCCAGAUCGCGAUCACGUAGACGGUCCUAUUCAAGAAUCCGCAGUGACAGUAGUAGUGAUUCCGAUCACCCGAAGGAUCCGUUCAAUCCGCUGAAACUGGCGUACGAUCGCAGGGGGAGGCAUCGCCGGUCAAGGUCGCCAUAUGGGCGAGCACGCCGCCGUUCGACGUCGCAACCCACGAACUCUCCUGAUACGUGGAUACACGACUUAUACUAUAAUGAUGAGGGCCGUGCCGUUGAAGACGCGCGGUACCAGCGCGGACGGAGGGAACAGGACUCAACAAGCUACAAAUUAGACACCAGGCGUGGCUCCUGGCGGUCGAAGGCAGGCGGAGUGUACAUCCCACCAGAUGAGGCCGCUAGUGUCAACGAUGACCUAUAUUCCGACUACAAGCCAACAAGCAGCCGUAAUACGGCUCGUAGGUCGCCGUCGUACGAACGUCCGGACCCAGUGUACACAUUGGACUGA